Messenger RNA from Fraxinus pennsylvanica, 1005 nucleotides. The record is from the annotation of a GenBank genome assembly. Lineage: Eukaryota; Viridiplantae; Streptophyta; Magnoliopsida; Lamiales; Oleaceae.
AUGAAUUUUGACAGACGGGUUUCCGUGGAAUUCUUAUGCAAUCUGUUGUUGGAUGAAAACCGACCAAUUUCAGAGCGAUUUAGAGCUUUCCGUCUGAGCACUGCCCGUAGCCAUCCCCUUGCCCUCAACUCCCUCAUCAAAGCAAUGAGGGAUGAAUCUACCCUGCUGGCAUAUGAGGCGGCAUAUAAUUUGGGUCAGAUGAAUAGACCUGUUGCUAUCCCCGCAUUAGAAGCUGUUGUAGAGGAUCUUUCCUUGCAUCCUAUUGUUCGCCUAAAGGCUGCAGAAUCUCUUGGUGCAUUUGGUUUAGAGACUAGUGUUCCAGUUUUGGAGAAUAGCUUCCAAUCGGAUCCAUCUCAAGAAGUUCGAGAUACAUGUCAACUGGCUCUUACUCGAAUUAGGGAACUAAAAAAUGCUACCCCCGAUAAAUUAAUAUAUUUCGAGGGGCGCGAACCAGCUCCACCUGUCUUUCGACCUAUUCCGGAAUUAAGGGAAGUUCUACUGAAUGAAGACAAUAGCCUAUAUGAGCGCUGCUCUGCACUCUUCGGACUCCGACUUCUUUGUAUAUCUCGAACCGGUGAUACCGAGGAUGCAUUUUCAGCUAUCAUUGAAUCCCUAGAUGCAGAAAGCCCUAUUCUACGGCACCAUAUUGCCUAUUGCUUGGUCCAAUUGGGGGACAAAAAAGCUUUUCAUGCUCUCUCCCAGGUUCUUCAGAAUGCCUCAGAACAUCCUAUGGUUAGAAUUAAAGCUGUUGAAGCUCUUAAUUCUAUUGCAGAUGUCGAAGGUCUUGGUUCGACUACAUACUGCGAAUGUAUCGAGCUGCUCAAGGAAUUUUCUAAGGAUCCUGAUCCUAUUGUCUCACAAAGCUGUGAAGUUGCUCUUAGGAGGCUUGAUUGUCUGGGAACAAACUCUUUCUUUGAGUUUAUAGUGGACAUCAGAGCAUGGGAUACAAAGGGAUCAGAGUAUGGGUUACAAAGGGAAUCAGCAAAGAAGACUAAUAAAGGAUGA